Molecule: messenger RNA, 1191 nt
Organism: Truncatella angustata
Lineage: Eukaryota; Fungi; Ascomycota; Sordariomycetes; Amphisphaeriales; Sporocadaceae
Exons: 2
Coding region: 1-1191 (396 amino acids)
Biological process (GO): regulation of DNA-templated transcription
Cellular component (GO): nucleus
Molecular function (GO): DNA-binding transcription factor activity, RNA polymerase II-specific; zinc ion binding
Source: RefSeq, a predicted model, not a curated record
AUGAACAGUGACAGGGCAACAACAGGCCUGCGCGAUCGUAAAGCCUGCAUCGCUUGCACCAAAUCGAAGCGAAAGUGCGACAAGGGAACACCAUUUUGCCAGCGCUGCUUAGAAAAAGACCUGAUAUGCCAGUAUCCUAACAUUCGGCCGUAUACCCGUGUAAAAAGGCUACCUCAGACAAGCCCGCCUGCUAGCGACGCGUUAAGCUCACACGAAGCAUCAUCAGCUCAGUUGGAAGCUCGCGAAAGCGUGAAUCCUUCCCUAUUGACCGGAUCCUGGUUUCUAGGACCUGAAACAUGGUCGAUCGAUCAUUCGUCAAUAAACUGUCCACUUCCUCCGCUUUCUGCCUCCAUAAUGGAAAUCUAUGUUGACCAAAUGAGAGCGUGGCUGCGACAGUGGAUCAAAGAAACACAGAACGGAUUCAUACAUGGACAUUUAUACUCGGUCACAGGUCUUCCACAUUGCUUGCAGAACGCCUGGGCUGCACUCACGGCGUACUUCUUCAAAACUCGCGAAAAUGAAGUUGCCACCAUGAGCAUGAUACAAGCUCGCGCUGAAGAGCUUAUAGUGCAACAAAGCCAUAAUGAAAUUUGCUCGGCCACAAUGUCCCUGCUCGGAACUGUCGAGCAUCUAGCACGGGUGCAGGCGCUCUUCGUCUACCAGUUUAUCCGUUUAUUUGAUGGGAAUAUCCGACAACGAGCGUUAGCAGAAAAAGAAAUACCUGUUCUGUUCAGUUGGUGCAGAGCACUCUGGGAAUCAGCUACUUUACACGCAGACAGCGAAAAUUUCUCACUGCCGAGUAGUCCAUUUGAUGGAGCGGAUCCGAUCGCUCGUCUCUGGAGAAAGUGGGUGUUGAGCGAAAGCAUUCGCCGUAUGUGGAUCAUCACUCAUUUCACACAGUCCGUGUACUUCACAAUGAGAGAUGGCUGGACAAACUGUCCCGGGGGUGUCUGCUUCACGGCGCGGCAGGGCCUAUGGGACGCGUCCUCUUCAGAUGCGUGGGCAAAUUUGCUUGGUACCCAUGACCCCUGGUUUUUCUCAUGCGCCCACGCGAACCAACUCUUGAUGAUUGCGGAGCCGGGUAGAGUUGACAGUUUCUCGGAGCUCUUACUAAAGAUGCUUUGGGGUAACGAGAAGAUCGAGAAUUGGAUGAAGAAUGGUUCGGCCGUGUCCAAUUUGACUUUAAAUUAA